GUUUAAAGAAUUGGUAUAGAUUUUAGUUGUGGGGCCAUAUAGGUUUAUACUAGUGAAUUAAAAAUUACUCUAAUUAAUUAAAUGUUCCGAUAAUGUUAAAUUUGCUUAUAAUAUUAAAAUAAAAUUAUUAAGUUAAAGAAAUCAAAGGUGGAUAUCUAAAAUAUUUCUGCAGUAGUUAAAUAUCUGGUUUCCAGAUAUUUAGUCCCCAUAGGUACCUUAGUAGUCUUAGAUACCAUAACUGUAUUGAUUAAUGGACUAAAAAACAAAAUGGCUUACUACAAACAUUUAUUAUUUCCUACACGAAAUAAAUGAAAUGAGGACAAAUAUUUUUAAGUAAUGUGAACAUUCCUGUUUGGAGUAAUGAAUCUUCUGAUAAUAGUGUAUUUACUGCAAAUAGCAGUUUCCCCGUCGUUGCAAGUAUGUUCGAGUGUUCCGGAUGCCUUAGAUGGUGUCUGGACCAGCACAAGUUUAGAAACAAUCACUAUAUCGUCAUCUGCAAAGACUCUUUCCAUGACGAAAACGUUUCACUCUUCGCUGUCAGGUAGCAACUUUGAAUGUGUUUUGAAUUCUGGCACACAAUACGUCUUUAAGAUGAACGAGACGGUGCCAAUCUUAAGUGGAACUCUCCAGGUCUACCCGUACGGUUGUUUUGACUUCAGGCAAGCCGGCACAUACUCGUAUUAUUUCUAUCUUAAUUCAGCUGAAGAAAUAACGUUAGGUGAUUUAAGAUUCAAGGCAGUAUUGUCAGGAAGUGUUGACACUAUCACCUCUCUCACAGAUAUAUGUGAUUCUUCUACAGUGGAUACAGCAGAGUUUUAUACUAUGAUAAAAUCAGGUUCUGAGUCCGAAGCUAUAUCAGCGGUGCAGUGCCCUGACAAUAUCCUAGGUUUAUUCCAGUACACGUACACUGAUCAGACCGGCACGUACUGUGAAUCUGUGAACACUUCCACUGUUAUAGCAUGCAGUAACCAGAGCUAUGCUGAAUUAGAAAUUGACAAUACAGGAUGUACUACAAAGGAACCUUUUUAUUCCGCUGGUGGACAAGUAGGGUGUAUUGCAAAUGUAUACAAGUCUAGUACUGAUACAUAUUAUACCUCGUACUACAACAGGGAUACGUCUUUAUCAACAACUUCCUAUCAGUUCACAUGUGUGGCUAUGCAGAAGACUUCAAAUGGAACUGUGUUCUUGAGUUUGAUGCCGACAGACUGUGUGUCCGGGCAAUCCGCUACUGUUCUGCCGUCUAAAGGGACACUCCAAGGUGCCACUAUGGUGUUGGAACCAACAUAUACAUGUAAAGAGAAAUAUUUUGCACACUUGCAGUGAGAUUUGAUGAUGCACAUGGAUAUAUAUGAA
Molecule: messenger RNA, 1353 nt
Organism: Mercenaria mercenaria
Lineage: Eukaryota; Metazoa; Mollusca; Bivalvia; Venerida; Veneridae
Exons: 8
Coding region: 361-1323 (320 amino acids)
Source: RefSeq, a predicted model, not a curated record